Messenger RNA from Pelecanus crispus (Dalmatian pelican), 394 nucleotides. The record is from RefSeq and is a predicted model, not a curated record. NCBI's taxonomy places the organism in Eukaryota, Metazoa, Chordata, Aves, Pelecaniformes, Pelecanidae.
UGCCUCCUAGGGGGAAAAUGUGCUUUUUCUAGUGACCAAUUUCAUCGCUACAGCAAAGCAAGCUCAGGGCACCUGUCCUGAGAGUCCCUCUGUUCUUGAUGCGAUGUGCACAGAAGAUGCAGACUGUCCCAUGGGAAACCCAGUGGUUCAUGGCAAUGGGAUAAAAACUGGGAAAUGUGUGAUGUUCAACACCACCCAUUCGACCUGUGAGAUCUAUGGUUGGUGUCCUGUGGAGAACAACACCCUGCCCAGGUGCAACACUUUGCAAACCAAUGACCCCACCUAUUUCAAGAGCUGCACUUACGAUCUGUUCUUCAACCCCUCCUGCCCUGUCUUCCGUGUCCGUGACAUGGUGGAGGCAGCUGGAGAGACCUUUGGAGGCCUUGCACUGCUG